This is a messenger RNA of Condylostylus longicornis, 765 nucleotides long. RefSeq lists its product as uncharacterized. NCBI's taxonomy places the organism in Eukaryota, Metazoa, Arthropoda, Insecta, Diptera, Dolichopodidae. The coding region runs from base 1 to 765 and encodes 254 amino acids. The transcript is spliced from 2 exons. The record is from RefSeq and is a predicted model, not a curated record.
AUGUAUGUAAGUUCGCAAGAACAAGUUUGGCAUUUAUUAGAUAUUCCCAUUCAUGGUCAGUCUCAUAGUGUUGUCAUGCUAUCAAUUCACUUGAAAGAUGGCCAAAGUAUAUUUUUUGAAGAAAAUCGAGCUGAAAAUGUUUUGAGACAAGAAUCAGUUAGAUCCACUACUUUAACAGCAUAUUUUGAUUUAAAUCGCUCAGAUCCAACCGCCCAUGAACUUUUAUAUCAAGAUAUUCCAAAUCGCUAUAUAUUUAAAAACAAAAAAAUUAUUGCUGUUUCACCAAAAAAUGUCGAAUUAUAUCAUUUGCGAUUAAUAUUACUCUCAGUCAAAGGUUCAGAAGCUACAUCUUUUGAAGAGUUAAAAAUAUUUAACGGACAAACCUAUUCUUCAUACAAAGAAGUAGCACGAGUUAGAGGUUUAAUUAAUGAUUCUGGGGAAUGGUAUAACUGUAUGAAUGAUGCAGUAAGCUAUAUGAUGCCUAAAGCUUUACGAUUACUUUUCGUUACCAUUAUUUGUCAUUGUAAUCCAACUAAUCCUUUACAACUGUUUGAAGAAUUCAAAAAACAUAUGAUAGAGGAUUUUAUUCAUGAAGGAAACAAUAAUGACCAAUCUAUAAUAUUAUGUAUUCUGGAUAUAAAAAAACAAACUGAAAACAUUGGUUUUGACUUUUGUGACUUAUGUCCAUUAUCUAUUUUAGAAGAUAUAAAUUAUGAUCAAAAUCCAGAUAAUAUAGUUGUUGAUAAUACUACUGAUAUUUUAUAG